AUGAUGAUUGAAAGUAAAAUCAUAGCUAGUGGAUUAGUUAACGGAAUUAUUGUAGGAAAACAUUUCAAUCGUUGCAAACGUCUGCAUCCGUUAAUGGCUCUAGGCUUACAAAUGUUGCAUUUUGAUCAACUCUUAAAAACUCUUAAAAAAAGUACAGAAUUUGAUUUUCUCAAAGUGCAGAUUUACGACGAUCUUUUAGAGUACCAAGACCAAGACCCUCUUCUACCAUCAAUUAAGUCAGAGGAACUCUUAACUAAUGGCGUAUUAUCUAAACUUUUUUCUUCAUACAAACAAUAUGUAAAUCGAACACUGCAAGGCAAUCAUGGGAAAACAGCUCAUUACUACAUGAUUUAUAUACAGUUGGUCAAUUAUUACGUUACUUUAUCAAGAAGCAUACGCAUGGGUGAUUUUGAGAUGUUCAAAUAUAUAAUUCCCAAAAUAACUAAUUUGUUUUUUAUGGUAAAUAAACAAAACUACGCUCGAUGGUGUGUUAAAUAUUUAGACAAUUUAAAUAAUAUUAACGAAACGCACCCAGGACUUGAAGAUGAUUUUAAGAAAUGUUUCUUUGGAAUUAAAAGAACCGAAAAGUCUUUUUCAAGAAUACCAAUAGAUCUUACAUUGGAGCAAACUAUUAAUACUGAUGCAGCUAGACGAUUAAGUGGAAUUUCAGAUUUUACUAACUCUAUAGCAGCACGUCAACGCUGGACAAAAAGCCACAGCAUUAGAGCUGUGUUAAUUUCUCAUGUUCUUGAUGUUUGUGGGUUAAAACAAAAUCAAGACGUUACUGCAGAUUUAAAACCUAGUAGAAUAAAAAUGUAUGCAAAACAAGUAACAGAUUUUCUUAAUAUACUUGAGAACAAUUUUAAUCCAUUCGAUACAAGUUUAGAUCGAGAUAAUCUUUAUAAUAUCGCUACUGUCAAGCCUACUACUACAGAUGUUGCUGAAUUUUUGCUAAAUAUUGAAAAGAAUGGCGAUAUUUUAAGAAAACACUUCAUCAACGAAUGUGCUGAUAUUGAAGAGAGAUUUGACAAAAACAAACAAAACUCACUCUUGGUAAUAAAGUCGUUGAAUUGA
Molecule: messenger RNA, 1074 nt
Organism: Psylliodes chrysocephalus
Lineage: Eukaryota; Metazoa; Arthropoda; Insecta; Coleoptera; Chrysomelidae
Source: the annotation of a GenBank genome assembly